CGAAGACGGUGCGGUUGUGGCCUUGUUGCCUACCUCGAGCAGCGGUCGGCCUCUCCACAUAGAACUCAGGAGUGGGAGAUUCAGAAUCGAAUCUCUUCUCCCUCCCCCUCCUGGUUACAAAUCACUUGAAAUUUAUAAGUUAGUGGAACUUUGCUUGAGUUUUUCAGCUUUGUGAAGCCCAGCAUCAAACACAAUGGCAAGCAAUGUUACCAACAAGACAGAUCCUCGCUCCAUGAACUCCCGUGUAUUCAUUGGGAAUCUCAAUACUCUUGUGGUCAAGAAGUCUGAUGUAAAGGCAAUCUUCUCGAAGUAUGGUAAAAUUGUGGGCUGCUCUGUUCACAAGGGCUUUGCCUUUGUUCAGUACGUUAAUGAGAGAAAUGCCCGAGCUGCAGUAGCAGGAGAGGAUGGCAGAAUGAUUGCUGGCCAGGUUUUAGAUAUUAAUCUGGCUGCAGAGCCAAAAGUGAACCGAGGAAAAGCAGGUGUGAAACGAUCUGCAGCGGAGAUGUACGGCUCCUCUUUUGACUUGGACUAUGACUUUCAACGGGAUUAUUAUGACAGGAUGUACAGCUACCCAGCACGUGUUCCUCUUCCUCCUCCUAUUGCUCGGGCUGUAGUGCCCUCUAAACGCCAGCGUGUAUCAGGAAACACCUCAAGAAGGGGAAAAAGUUUCAAUUCUAAGAGUGGACAACGAGGAUCUUACAAGUCUGGAAAGUUGAAAGGAGAUGACCUCCAGGCCAUUAAGAAGGAGUUGUCCCAGAUAAAACAAAAAGUGGAUUCUCUGCUGGAAAGCCUGGAAAAAAUUGAAAAGGAGCAGAGCAAACAAGGAGCUGGAGUUGAUCAAGGAUGAUGAAAAAGAGGCUGAGGAAGGAGAGGAUGACAGAGACAGCGCCAAUGACGAGGAUGACUCUUAAGCACAUA
Lepus europaeus (European hare) is the source of this 918-nucleotide messenger RNA. RefSeq names its product heterogeneous nuclear ribonucleoprotein C-like. Lineage: Eukaryota; Metazoa; Chordata; Mammalia; Lagomorpha; Leporidae. The transcript has a single exon. Bases 194 to 847 code for a protein of 217 amino acids. The record is from RefSeq and is a predicted model, not a curated record. Gene Ontology annotation, cellular component: nucleus. Gene Ontology annotation, molecular function: RNA binding.